AUGUCCUCCCGCUUCGUGUCGGGCGGCGCAAUUGACGCCGCCACCGGCGAUGCCGUCGACCUGGCCCAGGUGAAGAAGCAGCAGGCGGCGUCGUCCACGACAUUGCCAUUGACGGCUGCGCCGACGCCGGCGACGCCGACGCCGGCGGCGGCCCCGACCGCGCGCCAGGCUGAGUGGGCCGCCGUCGAAAAGGAGCUCGAGGCCGAGCGCCAGCGGCGCGCCGCGGCCCGCACGGCACGGGCGUCCGGCGCCGGCCAAGACGAAAAGAGCCUCUACGAGGUGCUGCAGGCCAACAAGGCGGCCAAGCAGGCGGCCUUUGAAGAGGAGCACAGGCUCAAGCACCAGUUCCGGGCGCUCGACGAGGACGAGGUUGCGUUUCUGGACGGCAUCGAGGCGGACGCGCGCGCGGCGGCGGCCCGCGUGGCGGCCGAGACGGCGGCCGGGCUGGAUGCGUUCCGAGCGGCGCAGACCAAGAAGAGUGGGAGGGGCGACGGGACGGCGGAGGACGCAGAGGAGAAGGAAGGCGACGACAACGAUACAAUCGACAAGCUUGUGGACGACGGUGGGUGGGCCGUGAGCGGACGGAAACGGAAACGGCGCGCGGACAAGACGGACAGGGCGGGCGCAUUCCCGAACCUGAGGCGGAAAGGCAGUUCGACGGAGAAGGAGACGGCGGCGACGAAGGCGGCAGCUGGUUCUUCUGCGUCAGGCACGACACAGGACGCUCCCAAGCCCGCAGCAGCAGCACGCGCACCACCAUCAGCUGCUGCAUCAAAACCGAAGCCAGCACUUGGGCUCGUCUCCUAUGGAUCGGACGACGACGACGACGACGACGACGACGACGACAGCGACUGA
This is a messenger RNA of Sporothrix schenckii 1099-18, 855 nucleotides long. RefSeq lists its product as uncharacterized. The record is from RefSeq and is a predicted model, not a curated record. NCBI's taxonomy places the organism in Eukaryota, Fungi, Ascomycota, Sordariomycetes, Ophiostomatales, Ophiostomataceae. The coding region runs from base 1 to 855 and encodes 284 amino acids. The transcript has a single exon. Gene Ontology annotation, cellular component: nucleus.